Messenger RNA from Pseudocercospora fijiensis CIRAD86, 468 nucleotides. RefSeq lists its product as uncharacterized. The annotation marks the transcript as partial. NCBI's taxonomy places the organism in Eukaryota, Fungi, Ascomycota, Dothideomycetes, Mycosphaerellales, Mycosphaerellaceae. Gene Ontology annotation, molecular function: calcium ion binding; microtubule binding. The record is from RefSeq and is a predicted model, not a curated record. The transcript has a single exon. Gene Ontology annotation, biological process: spindle pole body duplication. Gene Ontology annotation, cellular component: half bridge of spindle pole body; mitotic spindle pole body.
UUCUCGCUUUUCGACCUGGACAAGGACUCUCACAUCGACUACCACGAGCUGAAGGUCGCACUGAAAGCUUUAGGAUUCGAGAUACCCAAAUCCGAGCUCUUGCAAAUUCUACAACAGAAUGGCGUACCCGCCUCCAGCAUACACCCUCCCGGACAUCCUGCACCCAUCUCGCAACAGCCGACAUUCUCUGGCCCUUCGCGAUUAUUGCUGAGCCAUCAAGCAUUCGUGACGAUAGCGGCGCAAAAGAUCCUGGAUCGGGACCCGAGAGAAGAGAUAUUACGGGCAUUUGAGCUGUUCGAUGCGGACAACAAGGGUAUGAUACAGCUCCAGGACCUGAGAAGGGUUGCAAGGGAAUUGGGAGAAGGGCUUCAGGAGGAGGAACUGCAGGCUAUGAUUGACGAAUUCGAUGUGCGAGGAGAAGGUGGGAUAAGUAGAGACGAGUUUCUUGGCAUUUGUCUGGGCGGCUGA